CACUAGAAACGUGACGAAUUGUGGCAGCUUUGGCUUGCCAUAACUUUGGUUUCCAUAAAAACCGGUGUGCGCGCCUUACUAUUGAGCUUCGGCCUUAAUCCCAGAUUACCGGGGUGUCUGGGGAACGGUGGAAGAGUUACUCGUGCGCCCUGCGUGCCUUUAUUAAAGCAUCUGAAAUGCGGUCCAGAGGGGCUGUUUUCCUCGUUGCUAUGUGCGCAUUAACGGCGUACUACAUUUACUGGCCCAUUCCGGAUAAUAUCGAGGAGAGAUGGAAGCUCAUGCUUACUGACUGCUUCUUCAGGACUUUGAGUCAUGUAGCGGAUUUCAGUGAGCUGUUGGGUUUGAAGGACUACAUGGGUGUGAUGAUGCUCAUCACUAUAAUGGAAACCGUGGAACCUGUGUCUGAUGAGCAGGUAAAGGUGGCACAAGAGCGUUUUGAUGGUGUGGAGGUGAUGGUGUAUGAACCCAAACAGGACAAGGGAACAGGCAUGAAGAGGAGGGCUGUUAUCUACCUGCAUGGUGGAGGAUGGUGUCUGGGCAGCUCUAAAAUGGCACCAUAUGAUCUCCUGUCCAGACAGACAGUAACAGAAUUGAAUGCUGUGGUCGUUGCUGUAGAGUACCGCCUGGCCCCUCCUUACCACUUCCCUGUUCCAUUUGAGGAUGUCUAUCAUGUAGUGAAGUACUUCCUUCAGCUUGAUGUUCUAGCCAGGUACAAGGUGGAUCCAGAGCGUGUUGCAGUUUCAGGGGACAGUGCUGGAGGAAACCUGGCAGCUGCUGUCUCCCAGCAGCUGCAGCUAGAACCAAACCAGAGUGUGAAACUAAAAGUUCAAGCUCUAAUCUACCCAGUAAUGCAAGCACUGGAUUUCAACACACCAUCAUACCAGCAGAACAAGGACAUGCCAAUCCUGCCCUUCACACUCAUGGCACGCUUCUGGAGUCAGUACUUCACCAGUGACUUAUCAUUUUUCCAUGCCAUGUUGACCAAUACACACAAUGGUGCAGAAUCUCUUGCAUUGUUCAAAUACAUCAACUGGAGCAUCUUUUUGCCAGAACCAUACCGCAAGGAUUACAACUACAGCAUCCCAUCUGUAUCUAAAGAGAAGAUCUCUUUGCGCAUAGUGGACCCACGGGCAUCACCACUGCUGGUGCCUGAUGAGAUGUUGUAUGGACUGCCUAAAGCCUACAUUAUAACAUGCGAAUAUGAUGUGCUGCGUGACGACGGUAUGAUGUAUGCAACACGCUUGCGUCUGGCUGGUGUCAACGUGACGCAUGAUCACUACGAAGAUGGGUUUCACGGCAUAAUUAUGUUCACGCUGUGGCCCACAGACUUCAAAGUUGCGCUCAGAUCAACAGAAAACUAUCUGCAGUGGCUCAAGGAAAACUUGUAAAAGAACAUUUGUUACAGAUAUGGUUUACAUGCCUUCUCAAGGCCUUUUUGCUGUGCUUGCAUUUUGUCCAUUUCAUGUGGUGUGUUUUUAAAAAGGACACAAUCUGUCUUGCUGUUGUACAACCCCCAAAGUAGAUAAUUGGGACAGUAUGAAAAAUGCAAAUAAAGCUGUGGUUUCUAAGUUCUUGUAUUUAAUUGCAGACUGAUCAAGACUUUUUUUUUUUUUUUUAAAUAUGCAGUCCUGCACCACUGUUCAGACAAGUUGGAAUGGGGCAAAUGUGGGGCUAGUAAUAAAAUGUGAUCUGAUGUUUCAAGUGACUGUAGCAAUCAUGAGUAAUCAGUCUCCUGGAAAGGCCUAAUCUUUUGAGGAACAAGGAUGGGCUGAGGAUCUCCAGUGUGUCAAAUGUGAAGUUACCAGUGUUUUAAAACAAUCUUCCUCAAAGAAGGAUACAAAGGGAUUUGGAUUUCACCUUUUAUAGUUUGGAUCCUUCAAGGAACCUGGAGAUCCUUUGGUGUAAAGGGAGUAAGCCUAAGCUGAACAUCUGUGAGCUCCAUGCCCUCAGAUGGCACUGCCUCAAACUAUGGACUUAACCAAUGCUAGCUGAAACAUCCUUGUUCAAAAAGGAAGCCUUAUGUUAAUGGAGUCUAGAAGCCCUGUUGACUUCUCAGGGCUUGGAUGCAUCUGGGGUGGACCAUCACAGAAUGGUUAGAUGAAAGGUGUUGUUUUUCUCUCCUUCCCCACCCUUAAAGAAAUGGAUACCAUGUACUCUGGCCCAAAGGCAAAGGACUAUCCAGACUGUUAGCAGCAACAAGUCCAAAAGCAAGGGUCUGUCAUGGUAUUGUCAGUUCCCUUCUGUGGCAGCAUCGAUGUACAAAAGUACAUUGAGAUUUUGGACCAGUUGAAGUGUUUUACUCUGGCAGGAAGCAAUAAAAUGCCAGAAGUAAAACACUUGUCAAAUGUGCUGCAGUUAUUGAUUUGAGUGCAAUGCAGGUCAAAGAUUAUUUAAUCAUAGUUUUUCCAUUUCAACAUACUGUCCCAACCUUUUCUGACUUGGGGUUGUAUUAUCAGCAUGAGAUGUUUACAUGACUUGAGCAGUUCUGGCUCGAAGCUUAAAAAAAAAAAAAAAAAAGAGCAGAGUGGGUUGUGGGGUGGUGGUGUUUUUUUUUUUUUUUUUUUAAAUUCUUUAUUGGUCUCUAUCAGUAUGCCAGGGUUUGUGUGUGGGUCUUUUUUAAAGUCUGUUUAUCUUUGGACAUUCUGAUCAUCUCUUGUGGUUUUUCUUUUGAUUUCCUUCACCUUUGUUGCAUUAAGUGCCUGUGUGUGCAAGGACCAACUAAGGAGUGUUUUUAAAAUGUAACUUUCACAACUGGGCUGUGAGGUAACCCUCAAUAAUUUAUAAUCUACAGUAUUCCACACAUGCCUCCAAUAUUACUCCAUCUCUGGUUUAUAUUAAAGUGCUCAUUCUAAAACAUUCACAUUUCUAUAGUAAUAUGUAAUUCCUAGGGAAUUGUAAGGUUGACACUUCAAAAAACAGAUUUAAAAAAAAAAAUGGAUGUUUCCGUGUCAGCAUUUUGUAAAAAUCAAGAGAGGCUGCUGAUGGAACAGCUGUUUAGUUACUCUAACAAGUGAAAACAAGAACAGACUUGUUUCAUGAGUGU
Molecule: messenger RNA, 3043 nt
Organism: Neoarius graeffei (lesser salmon catfish)
Lineage: Eukaryota; Metazoa; Chordata; Actinopteri; Siluriformes; Ariidae
Gene: aadac
Product: arylacetamide deacetylase
Exons: 5
Coding region: 177-1388 (403 amino acids)
Cellular component (GO): membrane
Molecular function (GO): carboxylic ester hydrolase activity
Source: RefSeq, a predicted model, not a curated record